AUGAAUUCACAAGUGGCAGCAAAUGGACACUCUGUCCCAUCUGGACUUAAUGUGGUUUCCACAUCCCCUUCGCCAAUUCUUCGCUUUCUGAAAGCCGAGCCAAAAGCACUUGGGACUGUCCAAAUAAUGAUUGGACUUAUCUCUUUAAUGUUUGGGAUUGUCUUCGUGGCUGAUCCUCAAUUUGCCCUGUUUUCUGUUUUUAGUGGACAUCUUUUUUGGGGAACAAUAUUUUACAUCAUUACUGGCUCUCUGUCUAUCGCAGCAGCAAACAACCUCAAUUCCUGUCUGGUGCAAGGCUCUCUGGGAAUGAAUGUCGUCAGUGCCCUAGGUUCAACAGCAGGCAUUGGUUUACUGACAACAGACAUUUUCUUAAAUUACAUAUGCUUCUUUAAUGAUUGUUACAGGUUUAAGGCACGAUCUAAAGCGAUCAGUGCAGUACUACUGGUUUUCACUAUUCUUCAGCUCAUCCUCUCAAUCACCAUCUCAGCAUUCGCCUGCAAAGCCACCUGCAGCUCUCAACUGAUGCUGCCUGUAAUGUACUCUAACCAGGGUGCCACUGUCAACACACAAGAUGCUAUUGACAGGCCCAAGGGAGCUGGAGAGGUCAUCUUCUCGUGCGACACACCAAUUGCCUUGAAAUGA
Molecule: messenger RNA, 642 nt
Organism: Clarias gariepinus (North African catfish)
Lineage: Eukaryota; Metazoa; Chordata; Actinopteri; Siluriformes; Clariidae
Product: membrane-spanning 4-domains subfamily A member 12-like
Exons: 7
Coding region: 1-642 (213 amino acids)
Cellular component (GO): membrane
Source: RefSeq, a predicted model, not a curated record